CGGCGGCGGCGGCGGCAGCGGCGAGCAGUUGAUCAUUGUGAUGGUGGCAGGAGCAGCGGCGGCAGCGGCAGCCCAGCCGAGCGUUAGGCGCUGCUCUCCGCGCGGCGUUUUGCAAAGGACUUCACCGAUCUACUUUUGCAGUCGCCUCGGACUGUCCAUGUGUUUACUUCCCCCAGCCCGAGGAUUCGAUAUCUAGGUUCCUGUGAAAUGCAACUGAGCAGCCAAAGUACUUUGAGAACACGGGGCGGCAUAAACACCAAAACUUUUUUGUGGAAGGAAAAUGCAAUAAGCAAGCUUGCCGUUUUCCGAUGCGGUGUGGAGUGAGUGUGUGUCGCGCGUGUCCGCACUGGAGGCAUAUGCUUGUAUGUGUACAUGGGGUGUGUUUUUCGGUACGUAGGGAGAAAAUGCUUGCCAACCACCGGAAAUCUCCUGGAAUUUAUUAGAAAAUAAUGGAUUAUAAAAAGAAGGCAGGCAAGGAGCGGAUCUCCCCUUGAGUUGCAACCCGAUUUGCUGCUGGCUCAGUUUGUUGUGAUUCUUUUUGUUGAUAGGUGUCUGAUGGUAUUCUGAUAACAACCCCCUUUUUUUUCCCCCUCCAGCUUUACAGUUUAAAAAAAGGAAACAAAAAAACCACCCUAAAAUCUCUCCCCCUUUUUUUCGCCCCGGCGGGAUCGCUGUUUCCAUCCAUGUGCUUGCGUCUCCCCCGCGUUCCACUUAAACUAUUUUAAUCCUUGGACCCAAGGAGGAGGCUGAUAGGGGGGUGGAUAAAAAAAGUUCUUCCAAAAUAGUGUGCCCGGGGAGCAGGAUGGGGGAUUUCGCAGCCCCCGCUGCUGCCGCGAAUGGCAGUAGUAUUUGCAUCAACAGUAGCCUGAACAGCAGCCUCGGCGGGGCCGGGAUCGGUGUGAAUAAUACUCCCAAUAGUACUCCUGCUGCUCCGAGUAGCAGUCACCCCGCUGCCGGCUGCGGCGGCGGCUCCGGGGGCCCCGGCGGCGGCUCGGCGGCCGUCCCCAAGCACAGCACCGUAGUGGAGCGGCUCCGCCAGCGCAUCGAGGGCUGCCGGCGGCACCACGUCAACUGCGAGAACAGGUACCAGCAGGCUCAGGUGGAGCAGCUGGAGCUGGAGCGCCGGGACACCGUGAGCCUCUACCAGCGGACUCUGGAGCAGAGGGCCAAGAAAUCCGGCGUCGGCAGCGGCAAGCAGCAGCACCAGAGCAAACCCCAGCAAGAUGCGGAGGCUGCCUCGGCGGAGCAGAGGAACCACACGCUGAUCAUGCUCCAAGAGACUGUGAAAAGGAAGUUGGAAGGAGCCCGAUCACCACUUAAUGGAGACCAGCAGAAUGGUGCUUGCGAGGGGAGUUUUUCUCCGACUAGCAAGCGAAUACGAAAGGACAUUCCCCCAGGGAUGGAAGCCAUCAACAAUUUGCCCAACAACAUGCCACUGCCUUCAGCUUCUCCUCUUCACCAACUUGACCUGAAGCCUUCUCUGCCCUUGCAGAAUAGCGGAACUCAUACUCCUGGGCUUCUGGAAGAUCUAAGUAAGAACGGUAGACUCCCAGAGAUUAAACUUCCUGUCAAUGGUUGCAGUGACCUGGAGGAUAGCUUCACGAUCUUGCAGAGCAAGGACCUCAAACAAGAACCUCUAGAUGACCCUACUUGCAUAGACACAUCAGAAACAUCUCUUUCAAAUCAAAACAAGCUGUUCUCAGACAUUAACCUGAAUGAUCAGGAAUGGCAAGAAUUAAUAGAUGAAUUGGCCAACACGGUUCCUGAAGAUGACAUACAGGAUCUGUUCAAUGAAGACUUUGAAGAGAAGAAGGAGCCAGAAUUCUCCCAGCCGGCGACUGAGACCCCACUCUCCCAGGAAAGUGCAAGUGUGAAGAGUGACCCCUCUCACUCUCCUUUUGCACACGUCUCCAUGGGAUCUCCUCAGGCGAGGCCUUCUUCUUCUGGUCCUCCCUUUUCUACUGUCUCCACAGCCACUAGUUUACCUUCUGUUGCCAGCACUCCUGCAGUUCCAAACUCCACCAGCUCACCAGCAAACUGUGCUGUCCGGUCCCCUCAAACUCCAAACCAAGCCCACACUCCAGGCCAAGCUCCACCUCGGCCUGGAAACGGUUAUCUCCUUACUCCAGGAGCAGUGACGGUAGCCAGUUCAGGGUCGGGCCCUGUGGCUGUGCCCAGCUCCGACAUGUCUCCAGCGGAGCAGCUCAAACAGAUGGCUGCACAACAGCAGCAAAGGGCCAAACUCAUGCAACAGAAGCAGCAGCAGCAACAGCAGCAGCAGCAGCAACACUCAAAUCAGACUUCAAAUUGGUCUCCUUUAGGGCCUCCAUCCAGUCCAUAUGGAGCAGCUUUCACUGCAGAAAAACCAAAUAGCCCAAUGAUGUACCCCCAAGCCUUUAACAACCAAAACCCUAUAGUGCCUCCAAUGGCAAACAACCUGCAGAAGACGACAAUGAAUAACUACCUCCCUCAGAAUCACAUGAAUAUCAUCAAUCAGCAGCCAAAUAACUUGGGCACAAACUCCUUAAACAAACAGCACAAUAUUCUUACUUAUGGCAACACUAAGCCUCUGACCCAUUUUAAUGCAGACUUGAGUCAGAGAAUGACACCACCAAUGGCCAACCCCAACAAAAACCCCUUGAUGCCAUACAUCCAGCAGCAGCAGCAGCAGCAGCCACCACAGCAGCAGCAGCCGCCAACACAGCUCCAGGCUCCCAGGGCACACCUGAGUGAGGACCAGAAACGCAUGCUUCUCAUGAAGCAGAAAGGAGUGAUGAAUCAGCCCAUGGCUUACGCUGCACUUCCUUCCCACGGUCAGGAGCAGCACCCCGUUGGGCUUCCCCGGACCACAGGCCCCAUGCAGUCCUCCGUGGCCACAGGCUCAGGCGGCAUGGUCUCCGGAGCAAGUCCCGCGGGUCCCAGCUUCCUGGGCAGCCAGCCACAGGCAGCCAUCAUGAAGCAGAUGCUCAUUGAUCAGCGGGCCCAGCUGAUGGAACAGCAGAAGCAACAGUUCCUGCGGGAGCAGAGGCAGCAGCAGCAGCAGCAGCAGCAGCAGCAGAUUCUGGCCGAGCAGCAGUUGCAGCAAACACAUUUACCCCGGCAGCACCUCCAGCAGCAGCGGAAUCCGUACCCCGUGCAGCAGGUCAAUCAGUUUCAAGGUUCUCCCCAGGAUAUAGCAGCCGUGAGAAGCCAAGUAGCCCUCCAGAGCAUGCGAACAUCACGGUUGAUGACACAGAACACAGGCAUGAUGGGAAUGGGACCCUCCCAGAACCCAGGGACAAUGGCCACAGCAGCAGCCCAGUCAGAGAUGGGACUGGCACCUUAUAGCACCACGCCUACCAGCCAACCAGGAAUGUACAGUAUGAGCACAGGAAUGACCCAAAUGUUGCAGCACCCAAACCAAAGUGGCAUGAGCAUCACACACAACCAAGCCCAGGGGCCGAGGCAGCCAGCCUCCGGGCAAGGGGUUGGGAUGGUGAGUGGUUUUGGUCAGAGCAUGCUGGUGAACUCAGCCAUUCCCCAGCAGCACCAGCAGAUGAAAGGGCCAGUAGGCCAGGCCCUGCCAAGGCCCCAAGGCCCACCAAGGCUGCAGAGCAUUAUGGGAACGGUCCAGCAGGGAGCACAGAGCUGGCAACAGAGGAGCUUACAGGGGAUGCCUGGAAGGACUAGUGGAGAAUUAGGAGCAUUCAACAAUGGUGCCAGCUACCCACUUCAAGCUGGCCAGCCGAGGCUGACCAAGCAACACUUCCCACAGGGGCUGAGCCAGGUCGUGGACGCUAACACUGGCGCCGUGAGAACCCUCAACCCAGCUGCGAUGGGUCGGCAGAUGAUGCCGCCGCUUCCGGGGCAGCAAGGCACUAGCCAGGCCAGGCCGAUGGUCAUGUCUGGCCUAAGCCAGGGCGUCCCUGGCAUGCCAGCAUUCAGCCAGCCCCAAGCACAGCAGCAGAUGCCCAGUGGCAGCUUUGCCGCAGGCAGCCAGAGCCAAGCCUAUGAACGGAACCCCCCUCAGGACGUGUCAUACAAUUACAGUGGCGAAGCAGCUGGGGCUUCCUUCCCUGGCCUCUCGGACAGUGCAGACCUCGUGGACUCCAUCAUCAAAGGCGGGCCAGGGGAUGAGUGGAUGCAGGAGCUUGAUGAAUUGUUUGGAAACCCCUAGUCAAGAGGGGCCCCAGGAGCCACAACACUAGUGGUUAAAGCUUAAAACGUGAAAAAGAAACAGGAUGUUGACCCAUCCUUGUUUUUUGUUUUUUUGACCCACGUAAACUGAGCAAAACUGCAGCUGGCUGACCGUGGAAGACCCAGGUGCCAAUCCACAGCCCCGCGGGGCCUCAUUUCACCUGAUUUCCACACAGCAAUCGAGACGAGAUGCCAUGCAGAUCCCUGCUGCAAGAGAGGGAGACACACCAGAGGCAGGUGGGGAAGACGAAUCUGAAGCCCCUCUGCUCGGCACUCCCAGUGAUCGCCUGGCCCAGCAAGAGCUGCGCCAGCCAAGACGGACUGCUGCCCAAGGUGAGGUAUCCGUCUGCCCCUCCCGGCCCAGGUCCGGAGACUGCAGCUUGGGAGACACAAAAGAGACAGAGCCUCCGGCCAGGGAGAGGCUCCCUCCCACCAAGGCUGCUGGGUGGUUGCACAGGCCAAGAGCACAGGUCAGAAAUGCGCUGUACUCGGGCUGGAAAGAGAUGUCAGGCUUCAAGACAUGCUACUGUAUUUGGAGGGUAGACACAAAGAACAGUGAGAUGUCACAGGGAGACUACAAAGGAUCCUACGUGUGUCUCCUGCCCCAUGAUGACCCUCAGGAAUUUUAGAGGAUUUGCCAUCGGCUGCCUCACAAGGACAGCCAAGUGAGCUUGGAGACAAUCCCUCCGGCAGUCCUGUGGGACAGCCCUCUGCUGGUGACCGUGGUGGCCAUCACUCCAGGUAGUUGGGCUGGAGCCUCCUGGGGGCCCAGACAACAUCUAUACGUCUAGGCAGCUCCCGUCUACUUCCGGCU
Messenger RNA from Ceratotherium simum simum (southern white rhinoceros), 4990 nucleotides. RefSeq names its product mastermind like transcriptional coactivator 3 (gene MAML3). The record is from RefSeq and is a predicted model, not a curated record. Lineage: Eukaryota; Metazoa; Chordata; Mammalia; Perissodactyla; Rhinocerotidae. Gene Ontology annotation, cellular component: nucleoplasm; nuclear speck. Gene Ontology annotation, biological process: Notch signaling pathway; positive regulation of transcription of Notch receptor target. Gene Ontology annotation, molecular function: transcription coactivator activity.